This is a messenger RNA of Drosophila pseudoobscura, 975 nucleotides long. Its product is annotated as transmembrane protein 70 homolog, mitochondrial. NCBI's taxonomy places the organism in Eukaryota, Metazoa, Arthropoda, Insecta, Diptera, Drosophilidae. The transcript is spliced from 2 exons. Gene Ontology annotation, biological process: mitochondrial proton-transporting ATP synthase complex assembly. Gene Ontology annotation, cellular component: mitochondrial membrane. The record is from RefSeq and is a predicted model, not a curated record. Bases 147 to 863 code for a protein of 238 amino acids.
UUUGCGGUAUUCCGACAGCACGGGCACUCUAAUUGCAGCCACAGCUGUUUCUGUGUUAUUUAACGUGUUUUAUUUAUUUUAUAGUGGGCAAAACGUAGUGUUACGUUUAAUUAAAAACGAAAUAGGGACACAUAAAGUUGCACAAAAUGUUCUCGCUUCGUGCAGCGCUGCCCCGUGGCAAAAAUUUUGCUGUGGCCUUUGGAAAUGCUGCACGCCACAUUCCCCUUGCGCCGAGCUGCAGGUUCGGCGGAUCCGCGUGGACAUCAGUGCCGCUCCAGCAAGAGAAACAAUAUAAGCAACAGAAUCUACAGUGCAGACGGCUGGCGGAUCAGGCUGCCGGAAAGGGCGCUGAGACCGAACUGCAGCGAGUCUACUACGGCACGCUGGCUCCCCGCAUGAAAUUGGUCAAGUUCUUCUCGCUGAGCACAAGCCUAGCCGGCAUUGCCGCACAGCCCAUUCUGCUGGAGCAGGGCAUGAAGAUUGGCGGCACCGGCAUGGCUGUGUUCCUCUGCACCAUUGGCGGCUUCUUCACGUUCGUGACGCCGCUGCUGCUGCAUUUUAUCACGAAGAAAUAUGUUACCGAGCUGCAUUACAACCCCGCUACCGAGGAGUAUACCGCCACAACGAUUUCGCUCCUGCUGCAAAAAAUCAAGACGAAAUUCCGGCCCGGCGACGUGACUGUACCUGAAGUGCCUGGCAUGUUCACCUCGUUUCUGGUCAACAAGCGGCCUCUAUUCAUUGACCCGGCACUGUUCGAGGAUCCCGAGCACUAUGUGCGGAUCAUGGGCUACGACAAGCCCAUCGACUUUAAGCUGGAUCAGAGUCCCGGCUCCGAGAAGCAGACGAAGAGCCAAAAACAGUAAUAAAACCGAUUAUCCUUUUAUAGUUUUAUUACAGAUUUGAGAAAAAACAAAAAAAAACAAAAAUGCUUCAGUGCGUGGCAGGUAUAUACUGCGAAAUUCUCAAAAAAAAGUA